This is a messenger RNA of Oncorhynchus masou masou (cherry salmon), 3905 nucleotides long. Its product is annotated as C2 domain-containing protein 2-like. NCBI's taxonomy places the organism in Eukaryota, Metazoa, Chordata, Actinopteri, Salmoniformes, Salmonidae. The transcript is spliced from 13 exons. The record is from RefSeq and is a predicted model, not a curated record. The coding region runs from base 884 to 2770 and encodes 628 amino acids.
GCCACAUCACAUGACAUUUGCAAUUUUUCGAUUUCGGUCAUCGACGGUAUCGGAGAUGGUCUUCAAGCGUGUGAUGGGGCUUUAUAGAUAAGGAUAAGGACUUCACAAAAUAAUAAAUUUGUUUCGUCGUUUGAAGCCACGAAUAACUUUCACUUGGCUUUACGCCAUGGACGCCAGAAACGAUUCAUUGACAUUACAUUUUGGACUACGUGAUAUUAGCUAGCUAGAUAACUUGCUAAAUUAGCUCCCGUUGACUUGUAAUCUAAAUGUGUGAAAGGUCUGAUGCUACUAAGCCGAUUUUUAUGAAAAUCUCGUCGUUAUGUGUAGUUAGCUGAUUGACUGUUGUUGGCUAGGGGCUAGCUAGCAAACACAGACAUACAAUGGUGUGCAGCUAACGUUAGAGAUGAGUGGAGCUUGCUCGAACUUGCUUGGUCUAACUUGCUCAAAAUGCUCCGUUAUUUAGUAGGCAGCCAAGUUACUUGCAUUAACUUUAAGGAAACCAUUUAUAUUGCUUGCUUAUUAGCUACCUAGCGUUCUACUGCAGUUUUAGUUACUACAGUUACUCAUCUUGGGAUAUUUUAGUUGGAUGUUGAGCCUCCAUCAGUAACCACGAUAUUAUUGACCAGAUAAGAGGCUAGCAUUGCAUAGAGUUUAUUGUUCAGUGGUUGAACAAGACUUGUUGACAAGACUUGCUCUCAUUGCUAAUAUAGCUGGAUCCAUAACUCAGUUAGAUGGCAAACGUUAGCUAACUGAAUUGUCUUGAAUGACGGGGACUUAAUUCAAAAGCGCAUCAGACCAUGUUUUUGUGCUGGUCUUACUUUCAAGAGACAAUUGUCAUUAGUUAAAUAAAUAGCUAGCCAGCUAUUUAAGUCAGUUGCUGAGGAUGACCGACCCAGAAAGUCCCCUUUCAAAUUCUGUUUUGGGAGACUUGCAGUGGCUUUGCAUGGUAACACUGUUCAUUGCAUCCAGCAUUACAUUGAUACUGUAUCUAAUACAGUAUUUUUACGACGAUCUACGGAUACAGAAGCCUGAGCAAAACAAUGCGGUUUCGGAGGAAGCGGACGCUCUGUUGGGAUGGGCGCUGUCACUGAAAAGCUGGAAAAGUCAAUGGAGAGUUGCUUGGUGCAGAGCGUUGAAUGACGAAUCGAGGAAGUCUGGGAGCCCAGUGCAACUAACAUUUGAAGAGGAGAGCCUUCAGUCAUCAGAGCUGGUGGUUGGCCAAGUGUCCAGCUUUAAAAAAUCUGCUGGUCAGAAGGCUGCACAAUGCAAGGUUGUCGGGGACAAGCUUCAGUUCUCCCUCAGUGCAUCACCAUCAGCUAUGUCUCCAGGAGAGCCCUGUAGGUACAGCGUGAAGAUAUCGCCACUUGAACUGCAGUUGGACUUGCAGAUAAGGGAGGCUGAAGGAGAGGUCUGGGUGGGCUGGGGGGUGUCCCAUCUGGAGGCAUGGGACCUGCAGCUCAGCCCCAGCUUCACACAGGACAAUGCCACAGGCCCAAGUGUGGCUGCAGUAAAGGACGUGCUGAGACAGCUGCUGUGUGCGGCGCAUCCCUCCGUGAUGCUGAGUUGCAGGCCUGCUCAGGCCACAGAGGUCAAGGAGGCCUGUAAGCAGGUGACAUCACCGCCCAAGCCCCCCCGCGCUCACGACUGGAAGCUGCUGGUGAAGAAUAUCCGGGUGACAUGUAAGGAGCAGGAGGACGGUGCUGCAGGCAGUAUGAAUCCCCUGUGUGUGCUGCAGCUAGACGACCCUCCACAGAAACUCUCCACUUCAGUCCUACAAAACACAGCCAGCCCAGCCUGGGACCAGCCCUUCAUCUUUGAGCUGAAUGGACGAUCAAAAGAGCUCAAUAUUCAGCUGCUGGAUGAUGGGAAACCUCAGGAGAACUCCUUAAUGGGUCAAGUGUCUGUGCCUUUUCAUCUGGUGAAGAAGCAACCCAAAGGACAGCAAACAUUUGCCCUCAUAUCCAAAGACAAAGUGACUGGGUCACUUACUGCUGAGUUUACCUACUUGGAACCUAGCGAGGUGCGGUCGUGGCAGCCCCCUACUCCAGCCCUCACUAAGAGAGUGGAAAUGGACCGCACGGUUAUGCCCUGCGGUACUGUGGUCACCACAAUCACUGCAGUGAAGAGUAAACCAGCUCGACCACUACUGCCUGGACUGAGCAAAAAUCCCACCCGGCAGACCCCCUUGAAGCCUCCCAGCUGCACCAAGUCCAAGCUGUCGUCUCGGAGGGUGUCAGAGCAGCCAUCCAUGCUGGGGACGAUGGGGAGUAAGGCCCUGUCCUCCUCCGACACAGAGCUGCUUAUGCUCAAUGGGUCCGAUCCCGUGGCAGAGGCCGCCAUCCGCCAGCUCCACGAGUCAGCCAAGCAGAAGCUCAAGUCCCCGGUCAAGAAGAGCACCAUCAUCAUCUCAGGAGUGGCCAAGACCCCUCUUUCUCAGGAUGAUGAGAUGGCAUUGAUGGUGGGCUACGCUGCUGCGAUGGAUGCCUCCAUGUCGGAGCAGGGUUCUCAGGAGAUUUCUGUGGCGACUGCUUCAGUAGUAGGAGCCAGUAGCAACCUCCCGGAGGCGUGGUCAGAACCCCAGGAGGGCCCCAGUGGAGUUGUCCAGGCUCAAGCCCAGCAGGCCCCGGAGGACUGGGAGAGCCAAGCAGAAGAGGACCCAGACAGAGAUGCAGAUAAAACCUCCAUGUCCCUCUGCAUCUCAGAGUCAGGCUCCAAAAAGAGCAGGGCAAAUGAACCUCCUGAGAGGACUGCUAUACUCUUCCCGACAUGAUGGCAGUACUCAAGAUGGACGUAGUAGUCAGAUGCCCUUCUGUUUAAAAUACUUCUGAAAAGACAGGAGAACAGUUCUUCUACUAGUGUAGUAGUGACAAAUUUUAGUGGUAGGGUUUACCUCUUGGAAAUUGUCAAUUUUUCAGGUAUGAACAGUCUUAGAAUGACCUGGGGCCUGUGUGACCCUGGCCUUGCGAUCCCUGGCUGUGCUUUCUAUGCCUAUCAGCUGGUGUUUUCAGAGGACUUGUGAAUGUUGCUAUAUGGCUUGAAAGGCUUUGAGAUGAGAGAGGGGUCAGUUCGAUUUCUCCCUCUCAACAACCCAUAUGAAAACGGAAUAAUCAAGGAGCCCUGGUUUAAAAAUAAAAAAAAAUCAUAUCCAGGUAUGACUGACUGAUUACACUGGGGCAUCUGGUUGCUGGGAAAAAUGCAUGCCAUUUAUGUUGAUAUAGAACAAACACAUUAAUGAAGUUAUCUCCUGCAUGUCUAGUAUGGGUUAUAUUUGAAGUGGUGGACCGUAGAGCAGUUUGGGCAAAUGCCAGAUUGCCUGGUCUGUUUUUUUUUGCCGAUUGGGCCUGUCAAAAUGUAGUGCAAAAUUGUUAGUUAGCUAGUAAUGAGGGCCUUGAGGAAAGAAAUUGCCCAGGAUGGGCAUUGAACAAAAUGGGCAGGUGUGUUAAAUGCCUAGGCUGAUGUCUGGUACCAAUCUCUUGCUGUUUGAAAAGUUGUGGGUCAAAUAUUGACAUGGGCUGCUGGUAGAGUUUCCAAUGGCCUGACUGCUCCCUGUUUUAGUAAAUAAGAGCCCUUUUAGAGCGAUCUUGCAGAUUGAGGCAUUUGCUGAUGCCCGAAGGCAUCUAAAAACCAUGUAAAAAAGAAUGUGGGAAGUUUUAACCAUGCUAACUUGUUUCUCAGCCUAUAACAUGGCUACUGACAAGUGCAAGAUUAUGCAUUUCAAUAGGCAGUGGGCCUGUGUUUGAUCAAACUGCUUCCUGACAUUUAAUAUUGGCAUUGGCUCUGUGAAAUGCACAGAACCUGGUUGACUGCUUAUAUUGAAUGUCAGUCAAUGCCAUGCUGGGAUUAUGACAAAUUAAUUAUUGACAUAUCAGGUUUAUCAUCUUGAGCAAUAAAUAUUGUCUAAAUAA